AUAAUGCAUUUGAUACGAUAAGUGAUAAACCAGAGGUUCAAUCUUAUUUCAUGUAACACCGAUUUCUUUCCUGGAGAAUAGACCAGAAGACAGUGCUGUCUCUAUCUACUCCCUCUCUUUCUUAGUAGUAAGAUUACAAAAAAAUCCAAGGCAUACAUUUGAGUUGUUCAAAAGCUUGAUGAGCGUUACUGAGAAGCGUUAUAGCAGAUACAUUGUGUUGCAUAACAAAUGAUUUUCCGAGGAAUGGCAUUUCAUAAACACAUCUCAAUCAGUCACGUCCUCCGUAACAACUCUUGUCAUUACACGAACCACGAUCCAACGAGAAUGUUCUUCUUUAAAAGAUUGUUUAUACCAACCAAGCUAACAAAGUUAUGUUACGCGCUCAUCAUCUCUGCGCUAAUGCUGGUGAUACUAUGCCGUUUACAUUACAAACAUAAGAUGAAAAAAUUGGACGUAAGUAGCGAAUUUUUUCAAGAUGAUGAGAACCAACCGGCAAACUUUAUACCUUACGACGGAAACCUGAGAUAUAUUGUCCGUUGGGUAAAUCCCACGAAUAAAAUUAUUGAAUACGUCGACGGUUCCCGACUGUUUGUGAUGAAGAGUUGCUCCUGGAAUAACUGCUACCUCACGGAUAACAGCAACAUCCUGAACUCAUUCUCAGGAUUCAGCGUCGUCCUAUUCGACGGACCAGACAUGAAUUAUUUUGAGACUUCGAAGCAUUUACCAAAGGCGCGUAGCCAGCACCAAAAAUUCGUGUUCGUGAGCGGCGACGCGGCGUCCAGUUUACCUAUCUGCAACGACAUGUGGAACGACUACUUCAACUGGACCUGGACCUACAAGCUGGAUUCGGAUAUGGUUUGGAAAUAUAUCGUCAUAAGAGAUGUAAACGGUAAAAUUAUCGGACCGAAAAAGGAUAUGAAUUGGAUAAAACCCGAAAAUAUGCUUCCCGUAGAUAGUGCGUUUAUAAUGAAAUUGAGAACUAAAACUAAAAUCGCCGCUUGGUUUGCAUCCAAUUGCAAGACGGACAGUCAAAGGGAGAAUUUCGUUAAGGAGUUAGAAGUUUAUUUGAGCGAAUAUAAUUUAGAAUUGGAUAUUUAUGGUGAUUGUGGCAAAUUAAAUUGUCCGAGAGUUAUAAUGGGGAGGUGUCUUGAGAUGUUGGAGAAGGACUAUUUCUUCUACCUAGCUUUUGAGAAUGCUCUGAGCGAGGACUACGUAACGGACAUUUUACUGCACGCGCUCAAGCACGACACAGUACCUGUCGUCUUCGGCGGGGCAAACUACACGAGAUUCUUACCAGACAACGCGUAUUUGAACGCGCAGGAGUACGGGCCCGAAGGUCUGGCGCGUCGCAUGUUUGAGCUGAUGCACAGCCCCUCGAAAUACCAGAAGCUAUUCAGGUGGAGGAACCACUACUCUUAUCACUCUCACGACGAAUCUCCGGACUCAGAUAACUUCUGCAACCUUUGUGCCGCAGCCAAUAAAUAUCGCUUUGACAACGACUUGCGUAAAACUAAUUUCAAAAGUUGGUGGAACACGAAAGAUAAAUGUAAAUAAGUUCUACUAGCAGCGACGAGUUCACUGGUUAGAGAAGUAGUAUUAUUGGAGUAAAACUAGUUGUAAAAAGAUCAUACGAUGUUUUCUAU
Papilio xuthus (Asian swallowtail) is the source of this 1643-nucleotide messenger RNA. Its product is annotated as alpha-(1,3)-fucosyltransferase C. Gene Ontology annotation, cellular component: membrane. NCBI's taxonomy places the organism in Eukaryota, Metazoa, Arthropoda, Insecta, Lepidoptera, Papilionidae. The record is from RefSeq and is a predicted model, not a curated record. The transcript is spliced from 2 exons. The coding region runs from base 229 to 1554 and encodes 441 amino acids. Gene Ontology annotation, molecular function: fucosyltransferase activity.